AUGGCUAGAUUAUUGGCAAAAAUUAUAAGUAACCAGCCUAGGGUAAAAGGUAUCACCAUUAAAAGCAUUGAAAAUUUUCUUCCUAUUAUGUCAGCAACAAUUCCAAUAGGAAUACACAUUAUUGCUGAACCCACUGUAACUAAUGAGCUAAUCCAUGAAAAUUCUUCUUUAGAAAUUGUUAUAUCAUAUAAAGAUUGUAAGUCUUUUCCAUCUUCACCAGCAGAAGAACUCCAUGCUAAUGUCAUUCCACUUGCUAAGGCGCCAAAUGAACGCUGCAAUAAGUAUUGUACGUAUACUGAAUGUAUCCUGCAAACGAUAUUUAAGUUCUGUUAAAUUGCCUCAAGAGAUUGUUAUACCAAUGAAUAAAGAUAUGAUCAUUUGUUGGCAUCCUGAACGAGAGUUUCCUUAUGAAUAUUCAUUGCCAUUACCAGAAGAAAAACAAGUCUCAUCGAAUUCUGUUUUAUGUAUUGGUAAAAAAGAGAUUGCUGAGAUUUUUAAGCAGAAGAAAAAAGAAGUCGUUAUUGAAGAACUUUCUAAAAUUACAUACACUACAAAACAUAGAUGGUAUCCCAAAAAUUGGCGUCGCAGAUUAAGAAAAGUAGAGUCAGAAAGACCAUAUCUGUAG
Heterotrigona itama is the source of this 625-nucleotide messenger RNA. NCBI's taxonomy places the organism in Eukaryota, Metazoa, Arthropoda, Insecta, Hymenoptera, Apidae. The record is from the annotation of a GenBank genome assembly.